UAAUCUGUUUGUCUACAGCCGAGCGAUGGUAUAAAUACUGCUGACUCGGCAGCCUGGGCGUAGCCGUCACUCUAUCGCUCCAUCGUCAACCACGUUGCUCUAUCACUCGCCAGCACUGCUUGAGUUGUUGAACCUUGAUCUGUCCUCUCUUCCUUUCUCGUUUCUCUCGCUCUCUCGCUCUCUUUUCAUCUAGGCGUCAUGGCGGCAGCAGUACACGAAAAACUGCACGAGCGCGUAAUGGGUUGGAAGAAAGACGUAAACGAUUGGCUGCACGAAAAGAACUGCUUCACAGAUACUCUGGAGAAAGUGGAGAAGAAGACUGGCGUAGAUCGAUUGUACAUCUUCUCUGGUGGCGCUGGCGUGUUUUCCAUUUAUAUGGUACUAGGCUACUGGGCGCAACUUGUAUGUAAUUUCAUCGGAUUUGUCUACCCGUCAUACAGAUCAGUGAAGGCCAUAGAGAGCAGUGAUAAGGAUGACGAUACGAAGUGGCUCACCUACUGGGUUGUCUUCGCUUACUUCAGCGUCAUCGAAUUCUUCGUCGAUAUCGUUCUAUCCUGGUUCCCCGUCUACUGGCUCGUGAAGGUCGCCUUUCUCGUCUGGUGAUGGCGCCAUCUCAAACGUAACGGCGCGCCAGGGGAUCUACGAAAACGUCCAUCAAGCCAUUCAUCAAGUCGCGAGCACAGAAGAGGGCAUCGAUUCCACGAUCGAUGAGAUCAAAGAAGCGCCGAGGACACUCUCAGCAGCGCCGCCGAGAAGAUGAGCGACGUUGCGAAGGAAGUGAAGAACGACUGAACAAACCCAACAGACGCGCCGCCGCGAUUCCUAACGUUCUUCUGUUUUUUGUAAUUGCUGUUGAUGUUGAACAUCUACAAUCGCCACCGCAAGAGGGCGCUUUAUAUACGCGACCAGAAAGCCACGGUACGCAUGUACUGGUCUCGGUGUGUUUCUGGUGCGACUGUACGGCGUUGAGUAAAUACAUGUAGGCAGCCACAUCGGUGUAUGAGUAGUAUAUCACGAUAGGAGCAAUAUCUGGAAUAUAUCCACAAUAUAAUAAAAUUACCAAUAUAUAAUAACUAACCGAUA
Molecule: messenger RNA, 1083 nt
Organism: Priapulus caudatus
Lineage: Eukaryota; Metazoa; Priapulida; Priapulimorpha; Priapulimorphida; Priapulidae
Product: receptor expression-enhancing protein 5-like
Exons: 5
Coding region: 199-603 (134 amino acids)
Source: RefSeq, a predicted model, not a curated record